Vicia villosa (hairy vetch) is the source of this 776-nucleotide messenger RNA. RefSeq names its product translocator protein homolog. Bases 74 to 685 code for a protein of 203 amino acids. Gene Ontology annotation, cellular component: membrane. The record is from RefSeq and is a predicted model, not a curated record. The transcript has a single exon. NCBI's taxonomy places the organism in Eukaryota, Viridiplantae, Streptophyta, Magnoliopsida, Fabales, Fabaceae.
UUCACUUCCUCUCCAACACUCAUCACUUUCUUCUCUCAACCUCUUCUCAACAUCUCAACCUUUCUCUUCUUCCAUGGCUUCUUCCACAACAGACCUCAAACAACGAUUCGUCACACCCACACCCGACCAAACAACAACCACAACAAACGAAGACAACAAAAAUGGAACAGUUAACCUCAAAAGAGACAAACGAAUGGCCAUGGCCAAACGCGGUCUUAGAUCACUCAUAAUAGCUCUUUCAGUCCCUCUCUCAAUAACCCUCCUCUCCAUCUACAUAGCCUCAUCCUUCACCUUCUCCAACCACAACACCCAAUCCAUAGCCUCUUCAAGAAAGCCCUUCUGGUUUCCACCAUCGUGGCUCCUGCAUCUCAUGUUACCUUCCUCCAGCCUCCUGAUGGGUCUCUCAGCUUGGUUGGUGUGGGCCGAAGGUGGCUUUCAUAGAGACCCAACUGCUUUUUUGCUUUACCUGAUUCAGCUUCUCUGCACUGUGUUGUGGGAGCCGGUGGUUUUUGGAGUUGGGGCGACGAGUUUUGGGUUGUUGCUUUGUGUGGGAAUUUUUGGGAGCUUGAUUGGGUGUAUGUAUGUGUUUGGGAAGGUUAAUCCUGUUGCUAGUGAUUUGAUAAAGCCUUGUUUGGCUGUUAGUGCUUUUCUUUUCAUUGUAAAUCUUAAGUUAAUUUAUAUGUGAAAACCUUGAAUGCAUACAUGUUGUUUGUAAUGUAUGUAGUAUACAAAUCUUGUAAUGGAAGGAAUCAUAAACAAGCUUAUCUUAGAAACAA